Messenger RNA from Acanthoscelides obtectus, 2253 nucleotides. The record is from the annotation of a GenBank genome assembly. Lineage: Eukaryota; Metazoa; Arthropoda; Insecta; Coleoptera; Chrysomelidae.
AUGCUAGAUGUGUGUAGACGGCAGAUUGAGUCAAGCAAUAACAGUUACGAUCCUCACAAUUCUCAAAACGAAGAAUCGCAAUUUGAAAAUGACCGAAAAAACUUAUCAGAAUCGUUAAUGGGACAAUCAGAAAAAAGAGUCAAGUUGAGUGUUGAUGAGAUGUUGAGCAAUCCACCUGUAUCUAAUGAGCAUGAAACAUAUUUCGACUCGCUGGAUUUCCAAGGCCUCAAUUUUCCUUGUGUUGAUGAAUCUCUGGUAGUAUCCGUAGCAAUUGAUGAUCUGGUUACGGAGGGAAUAUAUCUACAAGAUCAAGAACUGCCAUUGAUUACAAACAAUUGCAUCAAGGAUGCAGAAACUAAUCAACAGGAUAACGAAAUUCUUCAAGCUGGAAACGAAAAUAUAGAAAGUGCAAAUGAGAGUGGAGAUAGUAGCCAAAUGGUUGAUAAUAUAGAUGAUGAUGUACAGGUAACUCAAAACGGAAGUAACGUCAAACCAUUUGCAGUUAAGAAAGUUAAAGAGCGCAAAAGUAAACGUAAUUUAGGAAUAAGUUAUUGUACUAUAAAGGGCAAAAUUAUUGAAUCCAGGAGACUUAAGCCCUUGAGGGACAACUGUAGAAAUAGAUGUAAAGAUAUUUUAACGGAAGAUAUGAGGACACAAAUUUUUGACGAGUAUUGGUCGUUGGGAAGUCAUGACCGUAGGGUGGCUUUUAUUGCAGGAUUGAUAAAAGUCCAAGAAAAAAAUGUGACAAGACGAAAAAUUGAAGGCAGAGCAACAAAAAAUAGGAAUAACACAUACAAGUAUAAAUUACUUGUAAGAGGUGACGAAAAAAAUGUCUGUAAAGUGUGCUUUUGUAAUACCCUAGGCGAGACCGAAAAAUUCGUAAGGUGUGCGGUGGAAAACAAGCUGUCUUCAACUAGCGGAAUCACCCACGAGGACCUGAGAGGGAAAAACUCACCUCCCCAUAAGACGCCAAUAUCGAAAAUCAAUGAAGUUAAGAAACAUAUAAAUUCCUUCCCAGCCUACAAAAGUCACUAUUCCAGGCGACAUUCAGAUAAGAAAUAUUUACCAUCUGAUCUAAAUAUCAGUAUCAUGUACAAGUUGUAUUGUGAACAGCACCCUGGAAAAUCUGUAUCUUUUACUAUCUAUAGAAAUCUGUUCCAUACCAUGAAUUUAAGGUUUAAGAGACCCAAGAUUGAUACAUGCACAAAAUGUGAUACACUUAACGCUAAACUUAAGUAUACGAUUUCUAACAAGGAAAAUGAAAAGAAGCAAAUAGAAGAAUUACUAGAAAAACAUCAAAACGAGGCAGAAAAUGCGUAUAAAUCUAAAUUAUUGGACAAAGAAAAAUACAAACUCAAUGAAAAAUGUGUGACCUACGCUUUUGAUCUUCAGCAAGUCUUACCUACACCUUAUUUAACAUCGAAUAAGAUGUUCUAUCUAAGACAGCUAUCAACUUAUAAUUUAACCAUACAUAAUUGUUCAGAUGGAAAAUCGAGUCACUUUAUGUGGCCCGAGAGCACGGGUGCUAGAGGAGCAAAUGAAAUUUCAUCUUGCAUUUAUAGAUUCAUCAAGUCAAUCCCGGAGAGAACAGAUCACUUAAUUUUCUAUUCCGAUACAUGCGGUGGACAAAAUAAAAAUUUUAUUGUUAUGAACAUGUUUCAGUACGUUGUUCAUACUCAUGCAACCGUUAAUAUGAUUGACCAUAAGUUUUUGGUUCCUGGGCAUACGCAUUUAGAGUGUGAUAUCGAUCACUCGGUGAUUGAGCGAGCCAAAAAAAAGACUUCAAUUAGUAUUCACGUUCCAAGAGAUUGGUACCAAUUAGUGAGAACUGCGAGCAAAAAAGAUAAAUUUUCUGUUUUUCCUAUGGAAAUUGACCAUUUUUUGGCUUUUUCGGAAUUAUCCACAAAAGGACCUCUCCAGAAAAAAAAAUUCAAAAUAAGAGAUAUUCGUUGGUUAAGGUACACUAAGAAUGCCACACACAAGAAUUGUUUGAACGAAGAGGAACCAUUCAUAGAGGUUAAUUUAUUCAGAAAGGGGCAUAACCCUUCAAGUCUAAAGGAUACUCAAUUAAAAAAAGUUUAUAAUGGCCCACGGCCUAUCAGCAGCUUGAAGAAACAAAAUCUGGUAGAAAUUGUUUCUGCUUUAGACAAAGAGGUUCAAUCAUACUACAAUGAGUUGAAAACUGAUAAAAAAAUCGAGGAAGAUACAGAUCCAGAUGUAGAUAGGUAUCUAACUGAUGAUGAAGAAUGCUAG